CCAUAACUUCAGUUUUCUCUCCUAUAAUGUAACUACCCAAUUACCCGGGCAAGGCAGUGCCCAGAAUAGAGUUGGCAUUCCACAAAGUUUUAAUUAUUCUAUUUAUAGACUAUCGGCCUCUGAAAUGCGACACUGAGUGCAUUGAAGAAAGUGAGUGCGGUUUGUUAAUCGAACGUCAGUAAGCGGGAAAAUGUUAGGUUGAGGGCGACCAUCUCUCCUUUUUGUUGUUCUCCUACCUGCGUGUUAAGGCCUCGCGGCAGGUCACGUGUUAUUUCGGUCGCUCUCCUCCGUCCUGGCUACAUAAUUAGAUUAUUGGUAAGCCCCCCAGAAGAUUGCGGGCAGUUUUCGUUUCCUAGCUUUACACGGUGGGAGUUCUAUCAAUCAAACCAUUGGGACAGUAUUUUGAGGUUUUGAGAUGACAACUGAGCAAAAUUCCACGAAUGCUGCGGUAAGUCGUGCCGAGGAUCAUAAUCUGAGCAGGGAGUGUGCACUCAAGCUAGUCACAGGCUUUUUGACAGAUGUUUCUGUCAUAACGGAUGGUCCUCCAAUUGUACAGAGUGGAUCUAUGGACUGGACCACAUGGCAGUUGCUGGAUUCCCUUUUUCCUACCGGUGGCUUCGCCCACUCAUAUGGUCUUGAAACGGCGUAUCAAGGAGGACUGGUAUCAGACUGUGCCUCUCUUGAGAGGUUUGCGGUCAAUUCACUUCAGAACAGUGCAGGAUUGUCAUUACCAUUCGUGUUCGCAGGUAACAAGUUUCCCAAUACCGAGUGUUGGUUGGAGUUAAACAAAAUCUUGCAUGCAAUGCUUACAAAUCAUGUUGCUCGAAAGGCAUCAUUGACCCAAGGUUCAGCUCUUCUACGGACGGCAUCGACAGUGUUCACAGAGUUUCCGGAAUUGAAGAAGAUGCGCGCAUGUUCUUAUGCCCCAACGGCUACUACACCUCAUCAUGCUCCUCUGUUUGGAGUGUUAUGUGGAUUGCUUGGUGUGGAUGCAGUUACAGCUCAACGAUCAUAUUUGUUCAUGGGACUAAGGGAUAUAUUAUCAGCUGCUACAAGGCUGAACAUUACAGGUCCUCUAGAAGCAGCAAAGCUUCAACACCAGAUUGCGGGUGUAACUGAAACGCUGCUAACUAGGUAUGCAAAUAGGCCUUUGCAAGACUCAUACAGCACUUUUCCACUUGUGGACACAUUUCAGGGUGCUCAUGACCAAUUAUUUUCUCGAAUGUUUUGCUCUUGAAGUACAGCUUUUCUUCACCUCCGUCCAAGGGUUUUUUAUUGGAUGGUCAUUACUCUUGACUUGGAAUGGAACUAUGCUUGUUGUCCAAAUUGAAAACUUGAGUAUGGUGUACGACACCAGGGUGCCAGAGUAUGUUCGAUGAUAACUGUAUGAGUUCUUUCUGAUAUGGUAGCUCUAUAUCAAUAACUGUUAACUAAGUUAUAAUUUUGCACGUAUUCUCUCACAUCUGAACGCUAUCUGAACAACUGUCCUUAAUCACAUUAAGCACUUCAACUUCAUGUUAGAGAUCACAGGAUAUCUUAGCUAUUGGGACACGCUUUGAGUGAACAUUUACUUCAACCUUAUACUGGAUGAAGAGUAAAGAAAUCAAGAGUUGGCAUGUUCUUGAUUUUGAGUUUUUGAAGUAAUUCGUAAUAUAAUCGAAACAGAAACAUUUUAAGAAUUGCUUAUCCUGGAUGUGAAGCCCAAGGCGGCUGAGUUAUUAUUUACAC
This is a messenger RNA of Marchantia polymorpha subsp. ruderalis, 1728 nucleotides long. The record is from the annotation of a GenBank genome assembly. Lineage: Eukaryota; Viridiplantae; Streptophyta; Marchantiopsida; Marchantiales; Marchantiaceae.